AUGAUUCCAGCUCUGCCUGCACAGAGAGCAGGUGUCAGACCAGGUGUCAGACCAGGUGAGUGCCGGGGCCUGACAGUUAGCAGCCAGCGCUCCCGGGUGACCUCACCUUGCCUCAAAGCUUGGCAAAAACAGACAGGGCGUGAAUAUACUCAGCUAAACGGCAUCAGGGAGGCUUUUGCCAUCAAGAAGGACUUCCGUCAUGUCCCCCCUGUCAAACUGGGCUUAGUCGACAUCGAUCAGAGGCUCAAGAAUGGAGCUUUCUGGCAGCGACUGCAGGCCUCAGAGAUCCCGGUUGGCUCGUCCUCAAGAGCCGAGCCGGAGACCGGAUCCCAGUCCUCCAUUAUCAACCAACCACUCAGUGACAAUGCUCCUUCUUUUCCACCCCAAUUCAGCUACAUACAUCGCGUCACCUCUGCGGGGGAGGAUUUCAAUUUCACACUCCGCUGGGGUGCGGAGCGCACGCGUCACUUAAACACAGGUAUUUUCCAGCAGAGCACGGAGGACGUCACACUGAAAUAUACAACACCGAUAACUCCUGCACAAUGGACUCUGUUUGUCUGGGAUUUCAUGUAUUUUUGGUUAUUUUCCAUGUUUAUAUACUUUGUAGUGGGACUCUGCAGAAGGACUGCAUAUGACUGGCUGUACACGAUGCCUGCAGUGCUACCCUAUGGAUUUCACGCCUCUCUUAUCAUCAGCAUUUGCUUCAACAUCGCAUGGUUGUUUUUGUUUGACAGAGAGUUGUUGCGGGCACAGCUGAUAAUAUCAGCAUUAAUGACGUUCGCCAACUACACGAUACUAUUUUUCUCCUGUCAUGGGCUGAAGAUCUACGCCGCUUGGUUGCACAAAUAUCACAAUGUGGAUCUCUGGCUGAUCAGAAUAUUGGUGCAGAACGGAGUGGCUGUGUACGCUACAUGGGGGACCGUCUCCACUCUACUGAACCUGACAAUAUAUUUACAGCAUCAGAGAGGAACGUCGAGAUGUGACUGCGCGAUGCUGUCACUGAUGCUGCUUCUGAUGGAGCUGUUCGCCUGGUUUCUGUUGGAGAACUUCUACCUCGACGAGCACGUGCGUUACAUCGUCACCAUUUAUCCCGUGGUCAUCCUGUGGCUGUCCGGCAUCCUCGACAACUCCACCUCCCCUAAAAGCCCCAUGUACAUUUUUGCAGCUUUGAUCCUGGCUAUUUCCUGCAUGAUGUUUGCGGUGCGCAUCGCUCUCAUCACAUGGAGACACCGCAAGCAACCGCUGUACAAGGACAGUGGACUUAGUAUGUCACCGGUCGAAAUAGCCUUGACACAAAGGAAAAUAUUUCUAUAAAGUUUAGCGUGAAGCGAUUCUCUGUUGGAAUACUAUACGACUCACAUGUUGCCAAGAAGAUGCACUUUUUCUUGGUAACAAAAGACAUCUGUAAAUAUCUGAACAAACGGUGGAUGAAUAAAACUAUAAGAGAAAAUUAAAAAAAGGGGUUUUGACUUAAUGUUGAGCCAGAUAUUGGCAAAAUACUGUACAUGGAAGCAUGACAUUGACAUUGUUCAUGAAAAUUAAAAAACAGUGAUUUGAUCAACCUCAAUAUUUGUAUCUUGACAAGUUAUAGAUUGUAUUAAGG
Messenger RNA from Solea solea (common sole), 1603 nucleotides. RefSeq lists its product as uncharacterized. Lineage: Eukaryota; Metazoa; Chordata; Actinopteri; Pleuronectiformes; Soleidae. The record is from RefSeq and is a predicted model, not a curated record. The transcript has 9 exons. Bases 1 to 1314 code for a protein of 437 amino acids.